This is a messenger RNA of Epinephelus fuscoguttatus (brown-marbled grouper), 1076 nucleotides long. It is a transcript of the gene tmem11, whose product is annotated as transmembrane protein 11. Gene Ontology annotation, cellular component: mitochondrial inner membrane. Gene Ontology annotation, biological process: inner mitochondrial membrane organization. The transcript has 2 exons. The record is from RefSeq and is a predicted model, not a curated record. Lineage: Eukaryota; Metazoa; Chordata; Actinopteri; Perciformes; Serranidae. The coding region runs from base 34 to 597 and encodes 187 amino acids.
UACGUCAACUGCAAUCACGGUUGUAUCUCCAACAUGGCGUCGCUGGGAAGGAGGCGCGGUGUCCCAGUAAGCAGGGAGAGGGGAGUGAUGGCGGCGACAGACUGCUACAUUGUGCACGAGAUCUACAAUGGGGAGAAUGCGCAGGACCAGUUUGAGUAUGAGCUGGAGCAGGCACUGGAGGCCCAGUAUAAAUACAUUGUCAUUGAGCCCACACGCAUCGGAGAUGAAACGGCCCGUUGGAUUACAGUGGGCAACUGCCUGCACAAGACGGCCGUGUUGUCAGGCGCUGCUUGCCUCCUGACGCCACUUUCACUACCCGUUGAAUACUCGCGCUAUGUGGCAUUGCCCGCUGGUGCCCUCAGUGUGGCCUGUGCUGCCCUCUACGGGAUUUCAUGGCAAUUUGACCCCUGCUGCAAGUACCAGGUGGAAUAUGACAGCCAAAAACUCUCGCGGCUGCCCCUGCAUACACUCACCUCCUCGACGCCCGUGGUAUUGGUACGCAGGGAUGACAUCCACAGAAAGAGACUCCAUAAUACGAUAGCACUGGCUGCCCUGGUGUAUUGCGCCAAGAAGAUCUAUGAACUUUAUGCGGUAUGAGUGCACUCUGAAGAGGGUUUAAGAACCAACAGAAAAAAGGAAAAACAAACAAAAAAACAGAACCUAUCCACCCCCAAAUGUAAGAAAAGUGGAAGUCAUGAUCAGGCCCAGCAGUUAGCUCCACACAUGUGAUGGGUGCUUCCAUUUUGAACUUUGAUCAGAGGGAUAUAGUUAAAACUAGAAGGAAUUGUUUUAUCCCUUGCAUUUCCUUUACUUCUAUGUGACAACAACAGCACACUUAUCUCCGUAGUACCCUUGCGCCUCCUCCCCUGCGCCCUCCACCUGCAUCCUUGACACACAACAAGCAAGUGCACAAGGGUACGACAGCAGUUCCUCUGGACUGAAUUGCAUUGCGGUCGAAACGGACCGACAUGUUUUGAGUACCGAGCUGUUUCCCCCUUCCCUCGUAGUUUUACUGUACCCCUUUCUUGCUGAUCAGUACAUCACCCUUCAUUAAACAUUAGGAUAUUUCAAACUAA